This is a messenger RNA of Dermatophagoides farinae (American house dust mite), 839 nucleotides long. NCBI's taxonomy places the organism in Eukaryota, Metazoa, Arthropoda, Arachnida, Sarcoptiformes, Pyroglyphidae. The record is from RefSeq and is a predicted model, not a curated record.
UUAUAUUUUUUUUUAUUGAUUAGUUUUGAAAAAAAACAAUGAAUAAUAGUGCCGGUAAUGAUUUUCGUCGUCGUUGGGAUCGUGAUGAAUAUGAACGUAAAGCACAGGAACGAUUACAGAAGAAUAAAAGAAAAAAUCCUGAUGAUGAUAAAAAUGAUGACCAAAAAAAUUUGGAUAAUGAAAUCGAUGGUGAUGAUGAUGAUGAUGAUGAUGAUAAACAAUCGGAACAAAUAGCGGCUAAAAAACGUGAAAAUCUUAAAGCACGUUCAUUUAAAGUUGAUCUGGAAUCAAAAUUGGGCAAAACAGUUGUCAUAUCGAAAGCAACACCAUCAUCACAAGCUGGUGGCUAUCAUUGUCCGGUUUGUGAUUGUGUUGUAAAAGAUUCAAUUAAUUAUUUGGACCAUAUAAAUGGUAAAAAACAUCAAAAAAAUCUUGGUAUGAAUAUGCGUAUAUCACGUAGUACAUUGGACGAUGUUAAAGAACGUUUUCAAAUGAAAUUAAAGGAGAAAAUGGAAAAGAAAAAUGAAUAUGAUAUUGAAGAGAAAAUGAAAGAAUUACGUGAAGAAGAAGAAAAAUUGAAAGCAUAUCGUAAACAGAAACGUAAAGAACGACAACAACAACAAGAACAACAGCAAAAGAAAAAAUCCGAUGGCGAUGAUGAUGAUCACGAUGAAAUGGCAUCAAUGAUGGGUUUUGCAUCAUUUGGUUCAACAUCGAAAAAGAAAUGACAAAAUGAUCAUUCAUCAUACAUAUUCGAACAGUUCUUAUUUUGUAAAAGAAAAAUUUCACUCAUUUAUUUGUAAAUUUUCAAUUCAUUUUAAUAAAUUCUUUUCAUUUUU